Messenger RNA from Marchantia polymorpha subsp. ruderalis, 761 nucleotides. NCBI's taxonomy places the organism in Eukaryota, Viridiplantae, Streptophyta, Marchantiopsida, Marchantiales, Marchantiaceae. The record is from the annotation of a GenBank genome assembly.
AUGGCCGCUCUCGUAUCCGCACUCGUCGAUGCCAAGUCCCUCCGCUCGGACCGCCCCCUCUCGCCAUCUCUCCCUCGACGGACGACAGAAGCAUGGCAGCACAUCAACAACAAUUGGCAGCUGUGAGCGAGCUCUGCGUAUUCUGGGGUCGGCUUCUUCUUCUUCGUCUGAUUCCUUCCUUUCGCCCUUCCGUUGUGUCGACUUCCCGGCCGCGAUGGAAGAAGACCUGGCGAGCAGUGAGGAGUUUGGAACAAACCUCAUGGCGCUGAGAGAGUGACAUGAAAUAGGGCUGCGUCGUGCUCGCUUUAUGAACAGGUGAACGCGGUCUGGCCAUCAAUAAGUGCUAAACGAAAUCUAAGGCCACAUUUUUUGUUCACACAAAGCUCCUAUCAAAGAUUAUGCGCACAUGGCGGGAGCUUCUGGGGGCGAAAUAGAAGAGGCGGUAUUGGAUAAUCAUUAUGCGAAGGUGCCACACAUCACCGAGGGUAGUAGACAUAACUGGAAAUGCCUGCUGCAAGGUUGUACUUUCCAUGACACUUUUUUCCAGAAAGAUAGCAUUGAAAAGCAUGGAAGAAAAGAUCAUUCGGACUACAAUCCCCAAUUUACACAGAAGCUUCCUCUUUGAUAAAAAACGAAUGGAGUUUCUAAGAAGUCUAACAAGAAAGAGUUGAUUGCCUUUCGUGACAAACAUUUUGGAAACUUUUGCGAACGUUGGAUCAAGCAAGAUAAAUUGAAGUUCUUCCGGGAUGAUGUAUGAAGAU